UUUUACCUACUACAUAUCUGGAAACUUUGGUAAAUUCUCUUAUUAAUUCUAAUUAUUUUUAUGUAGAUUCUAAAAUUAUCUUGUCUAUAAUUAAUGAUAAUUUUAUUUUUAUUUUCUAAACCUUAUACUUUUGAUACCUUCCUAUCACUAAAUUGUCUAAAACCUCUGGGAAAAUGUGAAAGAGAAAUGAUGAUGGGGCAUUCUUGUCUUGUUCCUGAUUUUGAAAGGAGGGCUUUUAACAUUUCAUCAUUACAUAUAGUGUUUGGCAUCUCUAGUGACUGUGCUGCCUUAUAUUUUGGAGCACACUUUUCUCAUGCUUGAUUGGAAAGAGCUCAAGUCAAGUUUAGCCUUGGAGCAAGAGGCAAAAUCAUAUGCCUUAGAUCUAGAUUACUUAGGCUAGUGUAGUAGAGAAGAAGGAUUUUCUAUGUGGCCCACUAGAAUUUGACACUGGGGUUUGGGGCCACAGCCCCAGCUAAUAUUCUCUGUAGAUACAUUUUCCUCCAAAACCUUGAAGUCAGGAUUUGAGUAGUUUUGAGUCCCAGCCAAAACCACCUCCUAAUGCAGUGAGUGGGUAUCAGAAUCACACAUUGGUGGGCCCUAACCCAGAGUUUAUGACUCAGAGUCCCUGGGGUAGGGACUGAUAAUUUGCAUUUCUUUUUUUUUUAACUUUUUAAAAUGUUUUGUUUAUUUUCGAGAGAGAGACAGAGUGCAAGCAGGGAGGGGCAGAGAGAGAGGGAGACACAGAAUCUGAAGUAGGCUCUAGGCUCUGAGCUGUCAGCACAGAGCCCAAUGCAGGGCUUGAACUCAUGAACUAUGAGAUCAUGACCUGAGCUGAAGUCAGACACUUAACUGACUGAGCCACCCAGGCACCCUGAGAAUUUGCAUUUCUAAGAAGUUCCCAGGUGAUGCUGAUACUGCUGGUCCCAGAACCACACUUUGAAAACUAGUCUUCUUUUUGGUCUCCACCAUGGAAACAAUAUGAUGAAGGGGAUGUCAUCAUUUGAAAAGCAUUGCAAUAAGAUGCAUGCAUUGUGCUGCUGCUGUGGCUCUAAGUCCUACCACCUUCAGAAAUUGACCUGUGGCAAAUGUGUCUAUCUUGCCAAGCAGAAGAGAAAGUAUAACUGGAGUGGCAAAGCUAAAAGACGAAAUACCACUGGGACUGGUCAAAAGAGGCACCCAAAAAUUGUGUGCCACAGAUUCAGACAUGGAUUCUGUGAAGGAACAACACCUAAACCCAAGAGGGUGGCUGUUGCAGCAUCCAGUUCAUCGGAAGGAUUCAAUGAUUAGUCACAAGAUAAAUGUUCUGGUUUGAAAGAAAGAAAGAAAGAAAGAAAGAAAGAAAGAAAGAAAGAAAGAGAGAGAGAAACGCUGCCCUAACCAGCUCCUUAAAACAUCCCAACAGUGACAAUCCAGAGACAAGGAAACAAAAUUAUUAAAGUGCCUGAGGGGUGCCUGGGUGGCUCAGUUGGUUGAGCAUCUAUCUGACUUCAGCUCAGGACAUGAUCUCACGGUUCAUGUGUUCAAGCCCUGUGUCAGGCUCUGUGCUGAUAGCUCAGAGCCUGGAGCCUGCUUCAGAUUCUGUGUCUCCCUCUCUCUCUCCCC
Molecule: messenger RNA, 1602 nt
Organism: Neofelis nebulosa (Clouded leopard)
Lineage: Eukaryota; Metazoa; Chordata; Mammalia; Carnivora; Felidae
Product: large ribosomal subunit protein eL37-like
Exons: 1
Coding region: 979-1287 (102 amino acids)
Biological process (GO): translation
Cellular component (GO): cytosolic large ribosomal subunit; ribosome
Molecular function (GO): structural constituent of ribosome; RNA binding
Source: RefSeq, a predicted model, not a curated record